GCUGGACGAAGUUAGCCGGUGAAAUUGACAUUCUUCCCGAGUUGAAGCGCAGCAUUUCCUUAACACAGAGUUAGCUCAAACUAAAAAACUUGAUAUUUUUUUCUUUACUCUGGUUCUUGGUCGCUCCAUGUAGCAUAAAUGCCGAAACUUUUGCUCGGACCUACGGGUUUCGUUGCUGGCUGCGUUUGCGUUCAUUGCUAAGGCGAUGGACAGGAAGCAGAUCCAGGUGAGCGACGAAGAGCCCAAAGUUGUGCGAGAAGACAACCGGAGGAGGAGAAGAAAGAAGGCCAUCACCUCGUCAUCCAACGCCUCCAUGGAUCAAGUCACUGUGGAGUUCGUCCUGCCCACGGCGGCGAGGGGUGGAAACGGCCCCGACACUCUGCUGCUGGAGGUGGCUGGAAACUGGACGGUGGAACAGGUGAAAGCUCAGGUGUGGCUGAAGGCGGUGACUUUAAACCUCUGUCCUGACUUCUACCAGAGGUUUUCUCCCGACCACUGCAUCCUGCUCUACCAGAAGAAAGGCAACGUGUGUGAGAUCUACGAUAAGCACCAGGUGUUCCAGACGCUGGACUGCAUCCGUUACUGGAGAGCCCUGAAGAAAGAUGUGGGGCGGAUCCAGCUGCUUCCCCGUCCUCAGCCGUCGGACGAGUCCACGCAGUACCAGCGCGACCUUAACUACCUGAUGGGCUAUGAUGUGACUGAUGUCAGCAACGUGCAUGACGACGAGCUGGAGUUCACCCGCAGGAAGCUGCUGACGCCUCGACGCAUCGAGUUGUCCGACCGCGACCCGAAGCUCUACUCCAUGGAUCCCUGGGUGACCUGCAAGUCACUUCCAGAGCACCUGCUCAGCAAGGUCAGUAACGGUCACAUUCUGGUGGUGAUCCACAUCGGCACGGUGAGCCAGACCAUCAAGGUCUCCAUCGAUGACACGCCAGCGCAGGUAUUGGUGAGUUUUUUCGCCAAGACAGCAAAUAAGAGAGUUUUGCUGGGCAUUCCUGAUAACACGUGUGAGACAGACUUUGUGCUACGUGUGUGUGGAAGGGAGGAGUACCUCUACGGAGAUAAACCGCUGCAGAACUUCAACUGGAUUCGGCAGUGUUUGAAGAGCGGGGAGGAAAUCCACCUGGUUCUGGAGAUGCCCCCUGACCCUAACCUGGACAUGGUCCAGAAGGAGGACUGGGCUCAAGUGGAUGACUGCACUGGAGUGGCAGGGACCCACGAGCAGUUAACCAUCGAUGAGAAGGACCAUGAACGAGUGUUCACCAUCUCUAUGUGGGACUGUAACAGGAAGUUCAGGGUAAAGGUGCUGGGUAUUGACAUUCCUUCCCUCCCCAAAGUCCCAGAAUUUAUUGUCUUCAUAGAGGCCAGCAUCUUCCAUGGACAACAGCUUUUAGCCCAGGAGAGGACAUCCUCUAAAACCUUCAAUGAAGAAGUGCUCUGGAACUGCUGGCUGGAGUUUAACAUUAAGAUCAAGGACCUGCCCAAAGGAGCACGCCUGAGCCUCCAGGUGGUUUGUGGGAAGCAGCCCCAGACGCCAAACUCCAAGGGAGGCUCAACCUACCAGGAUAAUACAGCAGGAACAGGCAGCCAUGAUGGAAAGACCAAGAGUCGUCUCCUAUACUACGUCAACCUGCUGCUGAUCGACCACCGCUCUCUGCUCCGCCAGGGUGAGUUCAUCCUCCACAUGUGGAAGAUGCCAGAGAAGGGUGAGGAGAGCAGCAGCAGCAUCAACGCAGACAAGCUCACCUCUGCCACCAACCCAGACAAGGCUUCCUCCAUGGCCAUCGCCAUUUUACUGGACAAGUACUGCUACCCCGUCGUGCUGCCCAAGAGUCGUGACGUGGGCCGGGAUGUCAGCUCUGGGAGCGAGGAAGCCGAGGGUGGGGAGAGAGGCCAGAGAGAGAUGCCGAACCACUUGAAGAAACAGUUUGCGGCGAUCGUGGGUACCGACCCUCUGCAUCCACUUAGUCCUGAGGACAAAGAGCUACUUUGGCACUUCAGACAUGAGUGUAUGCGUGAUCCCAGGGCCUAUCCAAAGCUUCUGGGUUCGGUCAGGUGGGGGAAACAGGAGGAUGUUUUGGAGAUACAUCGCCUGUUGGAGCGCAGCAAUGCGUGGGACAGCAGUGGUCUGGAUGUCGGCCUGGCCAUGCAGCUGCUGGACUGUCACUACUCAGAUGCUCAGGUUCGCUCAAUGGCUGUCAGGAAGCUGGAGACUCUGGAAAAUGAUGAUGUGCUCAUAUAUCUUCUCCAGCUUGUGCAGGCGGUCAAGUUUGAGCCUUACCAUGACAGCGCCCUGGUCAGGUUCCUGCUGAAGAGAGCUCUGAGGAGUAAGCGUAUCGGUCAUUUUCUCUUCUGGUUCCUGCGUAGUGAGAUCGCCCAGUCCAUGCAUUACCAACAGAGGUAUGCUGUCCUGCUGGAGUCCUACCUGAGAGGCUGUGGCGAAGACAUGCUGCAGGACUUCAGGAAACAGGUGGAGGUGACUGAGGCUCUGCAGAAAGUCACCCGUGAGAUCAAGGCCAUGUCCGCUGACAAGUACGACGUCACAGCACAAGUGGUGUUUCAGCUGCGUCAAAAGCUGGAGACUCUGCAGUCGUCCGGUUUGCCGACGAAUUUCAGAGUCCCGUAUGAUCCUGGACUCCGAGCAGGAGCCCUGCUGAUCGAGCUUUGCAAAGUGAUGGCAUCUAAGAAGAAGCCGCUGUGGCUGCAGUUUAAAAGGGCCGACCCAACCACUCUGUCCAAAGACCCCAUCGGCAUCAUCUUCAAAGACGGCGAUGACCUCAGACAGGAUAUGCUCAUCUUGCAGAUUCUGCUGAUCAUGGAGUCGAUCUGGGAGACUGAAUCACUGGAUCUCUGUCUGCUGCCAUAUGGCUGCAUCUCCACUGGAAACAGAAUAGGUAUGAUUGAAACCGUGAAGGACGCCACCACCAUUGCUAACAUCCAGCAGAGUGUUGUUGGAAGCACCGGCGCUUUUAAAGAUGAAAUCCUUUAUCAGUGGCUCCGGGACAGGUGUGUCAGCGAGGACAAGUUCCAGCAGGCGGUGGAGAGGUUUCUGUAUUCCUGCGGUGGUUACUGCGUGGCGACCUACGUCCUGGGUAUUGGGGAUCGCCACAACGACAACAUCAUGAUCACUGAAUCUGGAAACCUCUUCCACAUCGACUUUGGCCACAUCCUGGGGAAUUAUAAGAGUUUUAUGGGAAUCAGUAAGGAGUGGGUUCCCUUCGUGCUCACGCCAGACUUCCUGUAUGUCAUGGGAACAUCAGGAAAGAAAAGUAGCCCCCACUUCCAGAAAUUCCAGGAUGUGUGUGUGAAGGCUUACCUCGCCCUUCGGCACCACACCAACCUACUCAUCAUCCUCUUCUCCAUGAUGCUGAUGACCGGCAUGCCCCAGCUGACGAGUAAGGAGGAUAUCGAGUACAUCCGUGAGGCGCUGACAGUUGGCCGCAGUGAGGAUGAGGCACAGCGCCACCUGCUGGACCAGAUAGAGAUCUGCAGGGAAAAAGGCUGGAUGGUUCAGAUUAACUGGUUUGUUCAUCUGGUGCUGGGUAUCAAGCAGGGUGUGGAGAAACGGUCCACUUAAGACUCGGUGUAGUUAGCAAAGACUGAGAUUUAAAUUUUUUCUCUUAACAGUUUUAAUUAAGGCGUUAAUGUUUUUUUUUUUAUCUGUUGUAAAUAAGCACACAGGGAUGAAAAUAAAGACCUAGUAUACCUCCAAACACAGAAACCAAGGUGUUUCAGUGGUAAAUAAAAUUUAAUUGAUUCUGCUCUAUUGUGAGGAGACUAAAACUGGAAAUCAAACUGUUACAGCUUAGACUCAAGUCAAGAAGCCACACCAAACUUAAAAUACAAAACAGGUGGUUUUUCAGGGUUAACUCAAACUCUGAUUUCCACACAUUUUAAAGUAUUUCUCAAAUGCAAAUAAGGAACCAAACUUAGAGUGGAAACCCGGUUUCCGUGAGUAAGGAAAUGAAUCUCUGCAAACUCUGGUUUGUCCUUUUACAAAGUCUUAACUACUUCCCGUUUCAAGCCGUCUCAUUCAAGUCAUUUCCUGCUGAGGAAACACAUUUCUCUCACAUUUCCGUCACAUUGUUUCCAUUUUGAAACAUGGUACAUGUUACACUGGUUAUCAAAUUCUCAGUGAAGAAAUGUUGCACUGUCCCUCCACUCCAGAAGGAUCUGGUAGACUGAAGAUUAAAGGGUCAGCCUGUGAAAUAGCAAAUAGCAAAAUGCUAAAUGUUUCAUAUUGUUCUUUACAGAAUAACUUCGAAGGAAUUAUUAAAUAAGUUGGAGGUUAAAUACGGAAAAAAAUGAAUAUUAAUAUUAAUAUUAAUCAAAGUGUUCAGGUUGAGAGUUUUUAUUUUGAUUGUUAUUUAUAUUAACAAUCUUUUUCUUAUUUGCACUGAUUGUUCUCAGAUGUCUUGAAUAACUUACUGCAAAUUAAAUUUAAAUUCCAAAAGUGUGUAUUUAAAGUGAGAUUUAAUUAAGCUACCGUAAUUUAUAAUCACAUGCUCCACGACCGUGGCAUUGUGUUUCUACGGUGGCCUUCUGGUGACAUUUAGCACAUGCUGGUCAGUGCUGUAGUCACCUCUUAUAGGAUGGUGGAACGUGUACAUUUUUUAUACCACCAAAGACAGCAAGAAGUAAAUGAAUUCUGUACACAGUAACUGGAUUUUAAAAUCUCUAUGUGAUCUUAUUAUCCUCUUAAACUAUGGAUCAUAUUUUCAAACAAGCAUACAAGACUUCUUUGACUGAAAGCAACAAGUUCGUAAUUGACACAUCUCUCUUAGCCAAGUUUCUGUUGACGUGAAUCCUGACAAAUGUAUGAGCCUGAGACAAGAGACAAAGUAAAACCAAAAUAACAGUCUUUUCUUCAAGUUUGGAAUGGACAGUCACGGAUUGUGGAUUAUUUGUUACAUUUCAUGAGCAAAACCUACGUCCCAGUUGGAUAUAAAGCUAUAGUAAGCAUCAGCAGUUUGAAAAUCAAUAUUUUUUGAGUUCAUAAAAACAUGUCAGAAAGAUCCAAACCUUUGUUUUCUUUCAAAAUGAAUAUUUUGUAAAAUGUGACUGCAAACGCUUUCAGUCACUGAUUCUGAAAAUUAAAUAACCAAAACAUGUUUUCUAUGUAUUCAUAUCAGACAAAUUAAAAUUCUGUCCUAUAAAUA
Messenger RNA from Scatophagus argus, 5159 nucleotides. It is a transcript of the gene pik3cg, whose product is annotated as phosphatidylinositol-4,5-bisphosphate 3-kinase, catalytic subunit gamma. Gene Ontology annotation, molecular function: 1-phosphatidylinositol-3-kinase activity; 1-phosphatidylinositol-4-phosphate 3-kinase activity. Lineage: Eukaryota; Metazoa; Chordata; Actinopteri; Scatophagidae. Bases 206 to 3577 code for a protein of 1123 amino acids. The transcript is spliced from 24 exons. Gene Ontology annotation, biological process: phosphatidylinositol-3-phosphate biosynthetic process; phosphatidylinositol 3-kinase/protein kinase B signal transduction; phosphatidylinositol-mediated signaling. The record is from RefSeq and is a predicted model, not a curated record. Gene Ontology annotation, cellular component: phosphatidylinositol 3-kinase complex, class IB; cytoplasm; phosphatidylinositol 3-kinase complex, class IA.